Messenger RNA from Metopolophium dirhodum (rose-grain aphid), 1193 nucleotides. RefSeq lists its product as uncharacterized. NCBI's taxonomy places the organism in Eukaryota, Metazoa, Arthropoda, Insecta, Hemiptera, Aphididae. Bases 66 to 881 code for a protein of 271 amino acids. The record is from RefSeq and is a predicted model, not a curated record. The transcript is spliced from 2 exons.
GCCGGACGGACAGUAGCGAACGGACAAGCUAACAAACAAACAAACAAACAAACGAAAAAAUAAACAUGUCAUCGCCAUCGUUGAUGUUCGCAGCGGCCCGGUCUGGGUGUUUGUGCGUCGUGGUCGCGUCGCUUCUGUUGCUGCAUACGACGUGCUUGCAGGUCGCCGGUGCAGCCGUCGUCCCGUUGGCCGUGGUCAAGGCGGCGUCCCAGUGCUCGGCCGCCCCAGACACCGUCGAUUGUCUGAUGCACGCCGCGGCCGCCGGCGUCGACGCCCUAGCCCGGUCCGCCGAUCCCGUCGACCUGGUUCCCGGUUGCGUGACGCUCGUCAAGAACGCCGCCAGCGAAUCUGACCUGGCGCCACAGCCAUCGCCAUCACCAGCACCACCGCAGACGGCCACUGAUAUCGACGCCGCGUCUGCGCCGGUCGGGGGUGAAUCUGCGCUUGUCGACUCGUUGACGGCGUUCGUCAAGUCCCGCGCCAUCAGCGUCCGGGCACCCGCCCACUUGUUGGAAUCGCUCAAGAGCACCCUCAUCGAAGCGCGGGGCAAGAAAGACAAGUAUGCGGGACCGCUGCUCAUGGGCGCCAUGAUGGUGGCCGGCACGCUGUUGCCGAUCAAGCUGGGCGCGCUGGCUAUGAUGAGUGGCAAGGCGCUGAUGACCAGCAUGCUCGCGCUCAUGCUGUCCGCCAUACUGGCGCUGAAGAAACUGGCGUCGGGCGGCGGCAGCCACAGCGGCACAACGUACGAGGUGAUCAACGUGCCGUCGCAGGGCGGCCACGGCCCGCACGGCCGUUCGCUGAGGGCCCACGCCAUGGCGUACGGCCCACCGCCGCCCGCGGAAACCCCCCCGACGCCCACUCCAUCGGCUGACGGGCUAUAAUAAUAAAUUGUAGGGCCAUAACAUUAUUUUAUUUAUCGUACCUAUCGCGGUAUACCUAAUAUAUUUAUUAUUAAUCGAAUUUAUAAUAUAUUUAUUGUAAAAUUAUGUAAACGCUAAGAAAAAAAUUGUACAGCGCAUCGUACUAUUAUAUAAUUCAUGUAAUAUUAUUAUUUAUUAUGGCAUUUUUAAUGUUUAUUUAUUAUAUUAAUAAUUUAUUACACGAUACGACAUUGUUAUGUGAUUAGCUAAAUUAUUAUAACUCUAUGAUUUUAAUCGAUUUGCAAAAAUUUUAAUAAUAUUAUAUACACCUUC